AUCCUGCCCCAGGUCUGCGGGAGGAGCAGGGGCCCUGCCGGGGCAGAGCGAGUCCCGUGCGGGUCCUGCCCGUGCCGGGGCUGCAGGCAGAGCCCACGGGGCCGUUGGUGCUUCACCGGGACCCAUCUCCCCACCUGGAGGCUGCAGCCCUGACCCCAGUGGGAGCCUCGGGGCUGGCGCAGUGGCUGGGGGGGAGCCGGGACAGGAGCCCCGGUGACCUGGCAGAGCUGAAGACCCACCUGCACCCCACGGAGCCCACAGGCUGCCCUCAAGGACUGGGACGUCCGUGAUCCACUGCUGCCGGGCCAGGCGGGUCCCUGGGAGCCCCGGCCCGUGCCCGCUCCCGCGCUGCCCAUCCCUGGUGGUGCAAUCCCGAGGUGCCGGCGUUCCCCCCCGCCGCAGCGGUGCGGGCUGUUAGUGCUGCUGAGAGCCCGGGGAGUGCAGAGCUCAUCCCCGGGGCUGCCACCACCCCGAGACUCACGGUCGUUUAAUACUUCACUCAUUAACUUGGGCUGAUAAACCCGGUGGGAGCGAGAGGCUAAAAGCCGUGCCAGGCGAGCAGCACCUCCCUCGACAGUCGCUCCGCGGCCCCGCCAUGGCGGCCGGCUUCUUCAUCAGCAAGAGUGUGGCCGUCGUGGCCGUGGUGCUGGGUCUGGGCUCCGUGGCCACCAUCAUCGCGCUCUCGGUGGUGUACGCCCAGGAGAAGAACAAGGCGACGGAUCUUGGCACCACCGAGCUCAGCACCGCCAGCCCCAGCACCACCAACACCGCUGCCACCACUGCCACCACUGCCUCCACCACCUCCACUGCCUCCACCACCUCCACUGCCUCCACCGUGCCCCCUGCCCACGAUGCCUGGGACAAGUGGAGGCUGCCGACCACACUGAUGCCGGAGUUCUACGAGGUGACCCUGCAGCCCUUCCUGACGCCCGAUGCCAACAACAUGUACAUCUUCAAGGGCAACAGCAGCGUGGUCUUUGUCUGCGUGGAAGCCACCGACCUCAUCCUCAUCCACAGCAAAAACCUGAACUACACCCUGCAGGGCUCCUUCCACGCCUCGCUGCAGGCAGUGGAUGGCUCCAGCGUGCCCCCCAUCACCCGGACCUGGCUGCAGCCCACCACGCAGUACCUGGUGGUGCAGCUGGGCAGCCCGCUGCAGCAGGGCCAGCGCUACCGGCUCUUCAGCAUCUUCACCGGGGAGCUGGCCGACGACCUGGCCGGGUUCUACCGCAGUGAAUACGUGGAUGAGUCAGGCACCAACAGGGUGGUGGCCACCACGCAGAUGCAGGCGGCUGAUGCCCGCAAAGCUUUCCCCUGCUUCGACGAGCCGGCCAUGAAAGCCAACUUCACGGUGACGCUGAUCCACCCCUCCGACCACGAGGCCAUCUCCAACAUGCCCGUCAGGAGCACCCAUCAGCAGCAGAUCGAUGGGAAUACCUGGAACAUCACCAAGUUCGAGACCACCCCCAGGAUGUCCACCUACCUCCUGGCCUUCAUCGUCAGCCAGUUCACAUACGUGCACAACAUGUCGGAGAAUGUGCUGAUCCGCAUCUGGGGCCGCCCCGCGGCCAUCACCGAGGGCCAGGGCGAGUACGCACUGCAGGUCACUGGCCCCAUCCUCAACUUCUUCGAGAGGCACUACAACACGGCAUACCCGCUGCCCAAGUCCGACCAGGUCGGCCUCCCUGACUUCAAUGCGGGCGCGAUGGAGAACUGGGGGCUGGUGACGUACCGGGAGAACUCGCUGCUCUUCGACGACGCCUACUCCUCCAUCGGCAACAAGGAGCGGGUGGUGACCGUCAUUGCCCACGAGCUGGCGCACCAGUGGUUCGGGAACCUGGUGACGCUGCGGUGGUGGAACGACCUGUGGCUGAAUGAGGGCUUCGCCUCCUACGUGGAGUAUCUGGGUGCUGACUCAGCAGAACCCUCCUGGAACAUUAAAGACCUGAUGGUGCUGAACGAGGUGUACACGGUGAUGGCGACAGACUCCCUGACCACGUCCCACCCGCUCUCCUUCCGCGAGGACGAGAUCAACACCCCGGCCGAGAUCAGCGAGGUCUUCGACUCCAUCGCCUACAGCAAGGGAGCGUCGGUGCUGCGGAUGCUCUCGGACUUCCUCACCGAGGACGUGUUCAAGGAGGGGCUGCAGUCCUACCUGCACACCUUCGCCUACGGGAACACGGUCUACACGGACCUCUGGGUCCAUUUGGAAGAGGCUGUCCAGAGGAGCGGCCUCCAGCUGCCCGGCACCAUCAGCGACAUCAUGGACCGCUGGACACUGCAGAUGGGCUUUCCCUUGGUCACCGUCAACACCCUGGACGGCUCCGUCAGGCAGAACCACUUCCUGCUGGACCGUGACUCCGUGGUGGAGAGACCCUCUGUCUUCAACUACACCUGGAUCGUGCCCAUCACCUGGAUGACGCUGCAGACCACUGGGCAGAGGCAGUGGCUGACCAGCGUGUCAGAAACCAAACCCGAGUUCCAGGUGAGCAGCUCCAGCUGGCUCCUGCUGAACCUGAACGUCAGCGGGUACUUCCGCGUCAACUACAACCAGGAGAACUGGGACCAGCUCCUCAACCAGCUUUCCACCAACCACGAGGCCAUCCCUGUGAUCAACCGUGCCCAGAUCAUCGAUGAUGCCUUUAACCUGGCCAGGGCGCACUACGUUGAUGUGACCUUGGCCUUGAACACCACCCGGUUCCUGAGCCGCGAGACCCAGUACAUGCCCUGGCAGGCGGCGCUCAACAACCUCGCCUACUUCAAGCUGAUGUUUGACCGCAGCGAGGUCUUUGGGGUGAUGACGAAAUACAUACAGCAGCAGGUGACGCCCCUCUUCAACCACUACAAGAGCAUCACCAGUAACUGGACCACCAUCCCCAAUGGCCUGAUGGACCAGUACAGCGAGAUCAAUGCCAUCAGCACAGCCUGCUCCUACGGCAUUGCCGAGUGCCAGGACCUGGCCACAGACUACUUCCAACAGUGGCAGCAGAACGUCUCCAGGAACCCGAUCCCCCCGAACCUUCGCUCCUCCAUUUACUGCAGCAUCGUGGCCAUGGGCGGGGAGGCGGCCUGGGACUUCAUCUGGGACAGGUUCAAAGAGGCGCCGGUGGUGUCCGAGGCUGACAAGCUCCGCACGGCCCUCACCUGCAGCCCCCUUCCCUGGAUCCUCAACCGGUACCUGCAGUACACCCUUGACCCCAGCAAGAUCCGGAAGCAGGACGCCACCUCCACCAUCAACAGCAUCGCCAGCAACGUGGUGGGGCAGCCCCUGGCCUGGGACUUCAUCCGCGGCAACUGGAGAAAGAUCUUCACCCAGUACGGAGGCGGCUCCUUCUCCUUCUCCCGGCUGAUUUCAUCGGUGACCCAGCGGUUUUCCACGGAGUUUGAGCUGCAGCAGCUGGAGCAGUUCAAGGCAGACAACCAGGACAUCGGCUUCGGGUCAGGGACACGAGCGCUGGAGCAGGCGCUGGAGAGGACCCGCACCAACAUUAACUGGGUCAAUGAGAACCAGCAGAAGGUGCUGGCCUGGUUCCAGGGCGAGACUGGCUCCAGCUCCCCAGCUAACCAAAUAACCAGCUAACCAGUGAAUGUGCUCACCUCCCAGAGCCCACCGCCCCACAGCCUCGCCCCCUCCACAUCUCUCUUCACUCCAUCCCCUCGAUCUCCCAUCCUGAAACGCUCCAUCCUGGGGACACCCCAGGGACACCCCAGGGUCGCUGCUCCUGAGGGGCUGUGCCUGACGCCUGUAUGAUGGGCAGCAGAGGGGGUAAUGGGAGGCUUUGGGCCUGGGGGGGGCCUGCAGCCAUUGCUGCCCAGUGAGGCACUGGGUUCUGCGGGCUCAGGCAGGGCCUGGGAUGUAAAUAAAGGGUUCACACCAUCA
This is a messenger RNA of Pezoporus flaviventris, 3880 nucleotides long. RefSeq names its product alanyl aminopeptidase, membrane (gene ANPEP). The transcript has 22 exons. The record is from RefSeq and is a predicted model, not a curated record. Gene Ontology annotation, cellular component: cytoplasm. Lineage: Eukaryota; Metazoa; Chordata; Aves; Psittaciformes; Psittacidae. Gene Ontology annotation, molecular function: zinc ion binding; peptide binding; metalloaminopeptidase activity. Gene Ontology annotation, biological process: peptide catabolic process; proteolysis. Bases 596 to 3580 code for a protein of 994 amino acids.